CCAGGGAUGGGACACUGCUCACCACCUUGGUCUGGAUGACUCCAGUGCAUUUUCUUGGCAUACCAGCUCCCUUUCCCAGCACCCGGCUCAGCCAUCAGUGAUGCUGGAGAGCAGUUGCCAGGCGGGCAGACUAGCCACAGGCCUUCGGUCCAUCUUGGACCUUCUGCUGGGCUGGCAACAACUGUGGGCCAGGAGCUGGGCGGAUGUGUGCCCCGUGGGGGGAAUCCCUGCUACCUUCAUCAUCACCCCCUCCUGAGCGGCCAGCUUGGCCCCUGUGCCCCAGGAGGGUACAAAAGGAGGCUGGGAGCAGUGGGGUCAGCAGGUUCAGACGCAGCCAGAGGCAAAGGAGGCAGCUGUGUGCCGCCAGCUUCGAGCAUCCUAGUGCCGGCACCAUGACCAUCUUCUGCAGCCACUGCCACAGGCCGCUGCAGGCAGAGAUGAGCUGCCUGCCCAGGAGGGGCAAGCAGGCGCCCGCUGCCUCGAAGCCGUUCAGAUCAACCAAGAGUGCCUCCAAGGCUCGCCGGGACCAGAUUAACGUGGAGCUGCAGGCGCUGCGCUCCCUGCUGCCCAUCUCCGCACGGGAGAAGGAGCGGCUCUCCUACCUCCACACCAUGGCCCUGGUGUGCCUCCAGCUGCGGGGAGCUCAGAUGUUCCCUCCAGACUCGGCUCCUCCUGCAGGACCCGCCCUCGGCACAGAGCUGCUCUCCCUGUUGCCAGGGUUUCUGCUUGUGCUCUUGGCCAACGGCAAGCUGGUCUACAUCUCGGAGAACGUGGCUCAGGUCCUGGGCCUCUCUGUGGUGGAGCUGCUCGCCCAGGGGGACACAGUCUUUGACAUCCUAGAUGGGCAAGCAUGUGAGGAUGUGCAGAAGAAGCUCCUCCUCGCCCAGGAGGAACCGGGCAGGGAAGUCACAUUUGUCAGCGAGAUGCGCACGUCCAAGACCUUCCGGCUGCAGUAUGGGGGGAAUCGGGCUGUGGCAGUGUGUGGCCGCUUCACAGCCUUGCGCUGGUCGGCCUCCGCCACAGCCUUCCUGGCCCUCUGCACGCCAGUCAUGCGGUUGCAUGCAGACAGCACUGCCAGUUCCCAGGACAACUUAUUCCAGAGCACGCAUGUCUUAGACAUGACCUUUACUGAUGUCACGGAGAGUGUUACCUACCACCUUGGCUACUACAAGGAGGAACUGAUCGGUCAGUCGUGGUACAGCCUCCUGCACCCUGAGGACACUGACCUAGCAGCUGCCCAGCACAGGGCUGUGGUGCUCGGGGCCGGGACCGCAUCGGGGAUGGCCGUGCUGCGCGUGCUGCGCAGGGACCGGACCUGGGCCUGGCUCCGCGUGUCGGCGCGGCGGGACGGCGGGGGCCACGUCAUCACCUGCACCAGCCACUGCCUCAGGGAGGAAGAGGCGGCCUACCUGCGCGCCCGAGAGCACCGCCCCACGCCCCGUAACACGGCGGCGCCGCCGCCCACGCCUGUCGCCGCCCCGCCGCCGGGACGGGAGCUCAGCCUGCUGGCCGCACAGCUCCGCGCCCUGGCCGACAGCCUCUCGCCGCCCGCCGCCGCUCCGGCCUGGCCCGAGGCCGAGGCCUUCCCCCCGGGCCCGCACGACACCGCCCUGACCCGUCUCCUGGGCGACGCGUUGGAGGGGGCGGAAGCCCCUGUCGCGCACGCGCAAUACGUGCCCUGCCCGCACCAAUAA
Molecule: messenger RNA, 1694 nt
Organism: Grus americana (Whooping crane)
Lineage: Eukaryota; Metazoa; Chordata; Aves; Gruiformes; Gruidae
Product: neuronal PAS domain-containing protein 4-like
Exons: 9
Coding region: 204-1694 (496 amino acids)
Biological process (GO): regulation of transcription by RNA polymerase II
Molecular function (GO): DNA-binding transcription factor activity, RNA polymerase II-specific; protein dimerization activity; RNA polymerase II transcription regulatory region sequence-specific DNA binding
Source: RefSeq, a predicted model, not a curated record